AUGUCGAAUGAAGCAUGUAAUCUAUGUAAAAGAAAAAGAGAAAACCUAAACAUGACCAACUGGACUCGACAUAUAAUGUCUUGUAAAAAAAAGAGACUUUCAUCUGGUCAAAGUAUAAAGUCUUUUUUCAAACAGAAACCUUCUACAUCUACUGAUAUAGCUAUUGGAUUAAAUGACGACAUUCAAACUGAGAACGCUGAUCUUUUAGAAACUGAAGAUGAUGAACUGUCAAAUUCUCAUAGUGCUACACAUGAUUUACCUAAACUAGAAGGAUUAAAUGACGACAUUCAAACUGUGAAAGCUGAUGUUUUAGAACCUGAAUAUGAUGUGCUGUCAAGUUCUCAUAGUGCUACACAUGAUUUACCUAAACUAGAAGGAUUAAAUGACGACAUUCAAACUGAGAACGCUGAUCUUUUAGAAACUGAAGAUGAUGAACUGUCAAGUUCUCAUAGUGCUACACAUGAUUUACCUAAACUGGAAGUAUUUGAAAAUGAUCCAGCAUCUAUUCCAUUAGUGAUAUCAGAUGAAGUGUUGCAUUAUUAUAUGUCCCUUGGUCCAUGUCAGCCAAAUGCUCAUGAUUUAUUAAAUAAUACAUUUCCCAAGACAUAUGAAAAAAGUGGUCAUAUAAGAUCAUUUAAUGAAUGCUAUUAUUAUAAAAAAAAUAAUGAUGGACAAUGUAUACGGAGGUCUUGGUUAUCAUACUCACCAUCUACAGAUCGAAUAUUUUGUUCAACUUGUAAACUUUUUGGUUUACCAGAUACUAAGAAAACGUUUUUAGUAAAAUGUGGAUCUAAUGAUUUUAAAAAUAUUACACGGACUUUAUCUAACCACGAAUGCUCACCAGAACAUAUGCAAAGUGUGAUAGCACAUGGUUUGUACGUGAGAAAUGAUCGGAUUGAUCUGAAACUCAUCGAAAGUGCCAAUCGCCAGGUAGCUGAUAACCGAGAACUUUUAAGUCAAAUUAUUGAUGCUCUUAUUUACAUUGGAAGACAAAAUAUAGCUUUGAGGGGCCAUCAUGAAGGCAUUGAUUCAAAUAAUAGAGGAAAUUUUUUGGAAUUAGUUAAACUUUUAUCAAACAAUCAUGGUCCUUUGAAACGUCAUUUAGAACAAAUUGAUAGUAAAAAAAAAAAUCGACUGACAUUUUUAUCUAAUGUUACCCAAAAUCACUUAUUAAAUAUUAUAGCGGAAGUAAUUAGAUCUAAAAUAUUGAAUGAAGUAAAAAAAUCUGGGCAGUUUGCUGUAAUAAUUGAUACAACAACCGACAUUAGCAAUUUGGAACAAUUUACAUUUAUUCUUAGGUAUGUAAAUGAAGAAGGUCUUGUUCAAGAACGACUGGUUUCAUUAGUGACAGCAUCAGAUGCAACUGGACUGGGUAUGUUUGAAGUAUUUUGUAAAAUAACUAACAAAUAUAAUAUUGAGUGGAAGACACAAUUGAUAGCUCAAGCAUAUGAUGGCGCUGCAUCUAUGCAGGGACAAUAUUCUGGUUUAAAAACCAGGAUACAACAUGAAAAUCCACGUGCUAUAUAUAUUUGGUGUUGUGCGCAUUUGUUUAAUUUAGUAGUGGUUGAUACAUGUGAUUGUUGUAUUGUCUCCAAACGUUUUUUCGGAGAUGUUGGAAGUUUAGUUGAAUUUAUGAGGGCAAGAAAGAGAACAGCUAUUUUUGUAAAAUUGCAAGAACAGUUAUAUCCUAACAAGCGUCUACGUCGAAUGAAGCGGUUCUCAACAACACGAUGGACCUCUCAUGAUAGGGUAUUGAUUGUUAUAAAUGAAAAAUAUUCUGCAUUAUUGGAAACACUGGAAGAAAUUUCUGAUGCGAAUAAUUCUGACCGCGAAACUGCUUCAACUGCUGAGAAUCUAAUUAGCAAAAUAACAUCAUUUCAAUUUAUUUUGAUGAUGUUAUUUUUUAGAAAAAUAUUUGCCAUUACUACUGAAGUGUCUAAAUAUCUACAAUCAAAGGAAAUUGAUUUUGUACAGGCAAUUAAUUUGAUUGAUGUUGCUAAAAACCGGUUAGUAGAGAUGAGAUCAGAACAAGGCUGUAAAGAUUUAGUUGACCAAACAAAACUGUUUUCAGUGGAAAAUAAUCUUACGGAGAGGGAUUUUUCUCAGGUAAGACUGAGGAGAAAAAAAAUUAUGCCUGGAGAACAAGCAAGAGAUGAGCUUUUAUCUAACCAGGAAGAUAAUUUUCGGACUGAUGUUUUUUAUAGGAUUUUGGAUACAAUUAUUUCGUCGAUUGAAAAUAGAUUUUCCGAGUCUCGAAAUAUACUUAAAGAUUUUACUUUACUUUCACCUGAACGUUUAAAAUGUAUUAAAAAUGAAAAUGAUUUACCCAAUGAUGCUUUUAAAUCCAUUUCAAACUGGAUUUCAAUUGACCUCACUCAACUUAAAACUGAAUAUGUUACGUUUAGUAAAAGCUUAGACAAAUUGCUGAAUGGUAUGAAUAUAAACAUGCAGUAUCAAAACCAUGACAAACAGACAAGUGAUUUUGAUUCAGAGAAUGAUAGUGAAAUAAGUGAAAAUGAUGUCGAAACUUCAGAAAAUAAAAUAACAUGCCUGCAAAUUCUUAAAAUUUUAUCUAGCUAUGACCUUCAACACGCUUUUCCAAACUUAUUUAAAACAUACAAAGCACUUGGGACAAUACCUGUAUCUUCUGCAUCUGCAGAAAGAAGCUUUUCAAAGGUAAAGCUUAUUAAAACAAGACUUCGCUCAACCACAGGUCAGUGUCGGAUGGAAAGCUUAUUGAUGUUAAGUAUGGAAAGAGAUAUACCAAUAAACCAACAGGAAGUAAUUGAUAAGUUUGCUCAAACAUCAUCCUUAUUGAAAAAAAAUUUGAUGUUUAAAUAG
Macrosiphum euphorbiae (potato aphid) is the source of this 2841-nucleotide messenger RNA. Lineage: Eukaryota; Metazoa; Arthropoda; Insecta; Hemiptera; Aphididae. The record is from the annotation of a GenBank genome assembly.